This is a messenger RNA of Cinclus cinclus, 3980 nucleotides long. RefSeq names its product GRIP and coiled-coil domain containing 1 (gene GCC1). Bases 19 to 2244 code for a protein of 741 amino acids. Gene Ontology annotation, cellular component: Golgi apparatus. Lineage: Eukaryota; Metazoa; Chordata; Aves; Passeriformes; Cinclidae. The record is from RefSeq and is a predicted model, not a curated record. The transcript is spliced from 3 exons.
GGCCGGAGAUUCCCCCCCAUGGAGAAGUUUGGGAUGAACUUUGGUGGCGGCCCCAGCAAAAAGGAGCUGCUGGAGACCAUAGAGACUCAGAAGCAGCAGCUCCUGCGCUUCCAGGUACGGCUCAAGGACGUUGUCCGUGCCUACAAGAGCCUCCUGAAGGAGAAGGAAGCGCUGGAAGCCAGCCUGAAGGUACUCUCCGUGUCCCACGAGGGAGACCUGGCAGUGCCAUCGCCCGUAGCCAGGGACUCUGGAGAUGACCAGAGCUCAGAGGACAGUGCAGGGACGGCCGCCAGCGCAGACACUGCAGCCAGCCUGACCAGUGUGACCGGCGCCAAGGGGGAUGAGGAGGACAAAGCCGCAGCUCCCACUCCCCAGAGAGCGGAGGACCCGAGCAGCUCCGAGAGCGGCGAGCUCUGCGGCGCCGGUGAGCCCGAGCGGCGCCUGCUGCAGCUGAAAGCCCAGCUGGCCACGCUGACAGGCGCGCUGGCCACGGUGACGCAGGAGAAGUCGCGCAUGGAAGCCUCGUACCAGGCGGAGCGGCGGCAGAUGAAGCAGGAGCUGGAGGAGGUGGCGGGGCGGGCGCAGGAGGACGCGGAGCGGCAGGAGGCCGAGCUGCGGCGGCUGCAGGAGCUGCUGGCCGAGACCCGCGCCCGCCUCAUCACACAGCAGCACGAGCGCGAGCGCGAGCAGGGCGACCACGGGCUGAUGCUGCGUGAGCUGCAGGAGCUACUGCGUGCCGAGCGGGAGGCACGCCGUGCCGCUGACCGCCAGCUGCAUGAGGCCGAGCGAGCCCAGGGCUACGAGCAGGAGCAGCACGUCCGGCAGCUAAGCCAGGAGCUGGAGGAGCUCCGGAGGGAGCUGCAGGGAGCGCGGGAAGAGUACGGCAAGGUGGACCCACGGAUCCAGGAGCUGCAGGAGGAGAUGGCCAGCCUCAAGAACCACUUCCAGCUGCAGCUGGUGCAGGAGAUGAAAAAGACAGCCCAGGCUGAGGAGCAGCUGCGGCAGCGCUCGCAGCAGGAGGAGCAGCGUGUGGCCGAGCUGGAGGCCCAGGUGGCCCAGGUGUCCGAGCUGCUGGGCACCUAUGAGAAGGCCAAGCAGAGGGACCAGGGCACCAUCCAGAGGCUCAAGGACCGCAUCGUGCAGCUGGACCUGGAGAACAAGACCUUGGCCAUCGCCGCCUCCAGCCACUCCCUGGGCGAGGUCCCCGUGGAAGAGACCACCCUGGAUGUGACUGUGCUCAAGGAGCAGAUGGAGAAGCUACGGAAGCUGCUGCAGGUGGCGGCUGAGAAGGGCCCAGAGGAGCCGCGGGAGCAAGAGCUGCCCCUGGGCACCGUGGACGGGAAUGGGGACAAGGCCCCAGGCAGGCACUGCCAGCAGGAGCUGAGGCAGCUCAAGGACGAGUUUGAGCGCUACAAGGUGAGGGCGCAGCAGGUGCUCAAGAGCAAGGCCACCAAGGACGUGGGCCUGGCCAGGGAGCUGGAGGAGGCGCGGGAGCAGCUGGCGGAGCUGCGGGACAAGCACGUGCUGCUCCAGCUGGCCAUGGAUGAUGCGGAGAAGCAGCAGCGGCAGGAGCUGGAGGCCAAGCAGCAGGAGCUGCAGCAGCUGCAGCAGCUGCACCGGCAGGAGCUGGAGCGCUGCCAGCUGGAGUUCCGGGAGCGGGCGCUGCGCCUGGAGGAGGAGAUGCACAAGCAGCGGGAUCGGGCGCUGGCCGUGCUGGCCGAGAAGGACCACGAACUGGAGCGACUCCGUGCCCUCACUCUGCCCCACGGCCACAAGAGCUCCUGGGACAGCGCUCCUGGGGACGCUCCCAGGCAGGAUUCCUCGGAGAUCCUCCCGCAGGAGCUGCAGCUGUGCUCCAGCUCUGAGCCCACCUUCUUCCUGUACGCGGAGCAGCUGGCGCGCAAGGAGGUGGAGAUUGCGGCGCUGCGGAAGCACAAGCACCAGCUGGAGGUGCAGCUGCACCAGCUGCAGGGCAGGGCCCUGGCCGAGGAGGACAAGCACCGCGAGGAGGUGGCGGCACUGCGGGGUGAGAUCCAGAAGAGCUGCCGGGAUAAGAGCAGGGAAGGAGCCAACCUGGAGUACCUGAAGAACGUGGUGUACCGGUUCCUCACGCUGCCAGACGCGUGGGGCCGGCAGCAGACGCUCACGGCCAUCCUGGCCAUCCUGCACUUCAGCCCCGAGGAGAAGAUGAGCAUCGCCAAGAGCUCGGCACAUGGCUCCUGGUGGCUCCACGGGAAGAGAUGAGGGGUGGGGUUUGUUCCCUUUUUCCAAAACCUAGUCCCGGCCACACCCAGAGCUCUCUAGGAUUUGGGCUCCAGUUGGUGUUUUUAGCACUAAUUUGCAGUGGGGUUGUGCCAAGUUUUCUGCCCCCAAAGCCUCUGUGGUGGGAAUUUGCUCCAAGCUGGGACUUGAUCUGAAAACCAUAGAAUUGAAGGUGCUGAGGUUUUUUUUUAAAGGUGAUUUAAAUUAAAGGUGAUUUAAAUCCCUGCCUGUUCAGGCAUGGGAUCGAGUGGAAUUCACUUGGAUCUUCAAGCUCCAGCCAGGCAGCUGACUCAAGAGAUGAAAGGGAAGAUGGGAAGCACUUUACGUGGAGCUAAAAUAACACCAGGCCCUAGAAGGCUCAGGAAGAUGGGGCUCAGUGCAGGAAAUCUUGGGCAUCUCCCCCAAAGUUUUCUUUUCCAGAGCCAAAUUUAACUAGUGGAUGCAACUGCAGGCUCAUCCAGGGACUCGGGCUCUCUUCCUUCCCUCAGGGAUCCUCUCUGAGUUAUCAGGGCUUCCAGGAAGCAGAAAGGAUCUCCCUGUGAAUGAUUCCCAUCCUGAGUGGGAAUCUGAGGUGCCUGGCCCUGGCUGGGAGCUGGAUGCAGAGGAAAGGCUGAAAUGAGUGCCCAGCUCCUGGUGUUUGAGGGUUCCAGGGAAGUUUGGCUGCUCUGUGAUGCUGACUUGGGAAGGAAGGAGCUGCUCCUGCUUUCCCAGCCCAGAGACAAGGAUAGGUCUGGAUUAACACCCCAGGGGGGCCUGGAGCUGAGUCAAAAACAGGUUUGGGAGCAGCUCCUGGUGCUGCGCUGCCCGGAGAGCCUUGGGAAGGAUCCCAGGACAGGGAUCCUGGAAUGCUGCAGCCACCCCUGGCACUGUCAGGGACAAGGACAGGGAUCCUGGAACUUCCCUCCCUUCCUCCUUGGCUGUCCUGUCCUGUCAGCAGCCAAAUUCCCUGGAUUCCACUCUGGCCAGCACAGCCCUUGGUGCCAAUUUCUCCUCCAGAAAAUCCUCAGGGAAGACGUGUCCCAGGCAGAGCCUGUUCCUGCUGGGAGGGGGACAGAGCCUGUCAUGGGGCUCCAUCUAGGGAUGUUCCCACUGGGAACAGGAUCCAGGUGCUGCCCUGAAGGGGGGAACUGGAUGGGAAUGGGAGAGUUUGUCCCAAUAAUGUUUGAAGGAACAAACAGGAAGUGCUGCCUCAGCCGGGGGAGAGCCCAGUCCCUUGCUCCUAGUUUGGAAAUGUUGAAUCAAGAGGUGCCUGUGGAAUGGCAGGGAUGGCUCCAGGUCUUUCCCUGGAGCCAUUCCCACAACUCCAGAGGGAGGUGGAGCCUCUUCCUGCUAUGGCUUCAUUUCUCAGGCUGAGGGGAUGGAUCCCUGUUCUCCCUCUGCUCCUGCAGGAUGGAGUGACCUGGAAUAAAUCCCAGGGGUGGUAGGGACCUGUGUGGGGCCAGCUGGGCAGAGGAAUGGGGUAGGACCCAGCUAGGAGCAGGGGGACAAUGUGGAGUCACAUCUUGGAGCAGGAAAUCCUGGGAUUGAGCUGGAAGAGCAGGGACCGGGCAGGAUCCAGCUGGGAGGACAGGGAUCCAUCCUAGUGCCUUCUGUCAGGAACUGACAGAGGAAGAUGAGGGAGCUGCUGCGGGCCAGCAUCUGCAAGAGUGCCCAGCUCCCUGUCACUGUCACCCUCCUGCAGCUCCCAGUGCCAUUCCUUCCUCUGCUCCCUCCUUCCC